Sinocyclocheilus grahami is the source of this 2470-nucleotide messenger RNA. RefSeq names its product semaphorin-4B-like. Gene Ontology annotation, molecular function: chemorepellent activity; semaphorin receptor binding. The record is from RefSeq and is a predicted model, not a curated record. Lineage: Eukaryota; Metazoa; Chordata; Actinopteri; Cypriniformes; Cyprinidae. Gene Ontology annotation, cellular component: plasma membrane. The transcript is spliced from 9 exons. Bases 1 to 1842 code for a protein of 613 amino acids. Gene Ontology annotation, biological process: negative chemotaxis; semaphorin-plexin signaling pathway; neural crest cell migration.
AUGGACCCAGCUUUUGUAGGUUCUGCUCAUAUUACAGGUUUAGACAGCGAGAGAAGUGAUGAUCAGAUCUACUUUUUCUUCAGCGAAAUGGGGAAAGAGUUCGACUUCUUUGAUAACACCAUAGUGUCCAGGAUCGCACGUGUGUGUAAGGAGGAUCAAGGUGGGGAGAGAGUCCUGCAGAAGAAAUGGACCACAUUUCUGAAAGCUCAACUCUUGUGUUCGCUACCGGACGAUGGCUUUCCUUUCAACAUCAUACAGGAUGUGUAUGUGCUCCCAGCCCAACGCAAGAAAAACACACUCCUCUAUGCAGUCUUCACUUCUCAGUGGAGUAAAGGUCUGGCAGGCAGUUCAGCAGUGUGUGUGUUCAGCAUGGAUCAGGUAGAAAAAGCGUUUAAUGGCCGUUACAAAGAAGUGAACCGAGAGACACAGCAAUGGUACACACACACUCACUCUGUACCUGAACCACGACCUGGAAUGUGUAUUACUAAUGCUUCAAGGCAGCUGGGAAUAGACUCAUCCCUUGAUAUGCCAGAUAAAGUACUAAACUUUGUGAAAGACCACUUCCUGAUGGACAGUCCUGUCAAAAGUCGGCCUGUGCUCUUCACACACUCUGUGCACUACACACAAAUUGCUGUGCACCAUGUGCAAGGCCUCCAUGAAGCUUACGAUGUGAUGUUCAUUGGCACAGAUGAUGGACGUUUGCAAAAGGCUGUGAAUGUAGUCGGUAUGAUGCACAUCAUUGAGGAGAUCCAACUGUUCCCAGAGCAACAACCUGUACAAAACAUAGAGCUGGAUUCAACUACGGGUUUGUUAUUUGUGUCGUCACACUCUGGUAUUGUGCAGCUGCCAGUAGCAAACUGCGGUUUCCAUAACAACUGUGGCGAGUGUGUUUUGGCCAGAGACCCAUACUGUGCCUGGACAGGCACACACUGUACUGACGUCAAACAUAUCCCACCACUAAACCAAUGGCAGCAGGAUAUUGAGAAGGCAGACACUUCAAAAUGUAACUGCACAAUGUUCAGUGUGGUGUCUGAGAGCUCAGUGUUGCCACGUUCUUUCCCAAGUUCCCAAGAAUCUGCUUGCGAGCUCAUUAUCAUCCCAGCUAAUACUCUUCGGCUGCUGCCCUGCAAUCUUCGCUCCAACCGUGCACAAAGGAAAUGGUCAUACAAGCCAGAUGUAGGACGCUUCCUGUUCCCAAGCCCGGAGGGUGGGUUAGUAGUCAGCGGCCGUCCAGGCAGCGAUGAGGUCUUCUCAUGUUGGUCAGAAGAACAUGGCUUCAGGCAGCUCUUGGCCAAUUACUGUGUGAAGGCAGAGCCUUUAUCCGAGACUGCAACCAAUACGGGGCGGCUGGAUGAACAUCUUAUAAUCCAAAGCAUAUCGUCGGAUGUCUUGUCCAGCGAAUCAGUGCGCGCCGCUCAACUGCGCAUAAAGACGUAUGGCACAGAGCUGGCCGUAGUGUGUGUGCUGUUAGCUGUUUGUGUGCUUUCGUUCGGGCUGUCGGUAGCAUAUCGACACAGGGGCUGGAUGAAGGAGGUACUGAGAGGAGGAGAGCAAACUGGAGGAGCCCAAAAGAGCACAGUCAGGCCUGGGGAGAGUUUACCCCUCAAUGCUGGUGAGCUUCCAACCUCCCCAUCCGACCACAAAAGCUACCAGACAUUGGAGGAUAACUGUGGUUACACAAUCGCUCAAUCAGAGACAAGCACGCAGAACAACUCCAAAGAAGCACAGACACUUGCCCAAACGCCACAGAAUGGCUUUAAAGAGACUCAUGUGGAAGUCAGUGACAUUAGCCCUCGGCCACGAGUACGACUGGGCUCUGAGAUCAGAGACUCUGUGGUGUAAAAUACUGACGUUUCUGAUGAAUUUCCAUAAUUUACGCAUAAACAGUCUAACACUCUUAAUGCUCACUUGGUACAUUCAAUGGGCAGCUUUCUUGAAGACUAAGCGUACUGAGCCCUGAGCACAAGAGAAUAGAUGGGACAUGCUCAGUGUGUGUAUUGCCAAAUUGUAGUUGUUUAAGACAAUGCCCUCAAAUCUACUCCCACAUCUCUUUCACCCUUUCAUGUUAAACGGUAAAAUAUGUGUUAAUAUGAGAGUGCGCUGAUACAUUAGAAAUCAGAAACAACAAUCCAAGGAAGGGUGGACCAGAUGGAUGAACAGGAGAGAAAUGGGCAAUGAGCCUUGUGUUGUAGGACUGGUACUGGUGCUAUUAUCACUGCCAAGACAGAGUAAUGAUGCCUAACUCAAGGUGAGAAGACUGUUCUAUGUCUGUUUGUAUUCCUUUGCUAUUCUUUGUGCAAAGUUUCAAUACAUAAGUGUUUAAUGGGGUACUUUAAAUGUAAGAUUUGACUAUGAAACCCAUAGCCCAUACUCUGCAGAUUCUCAUUAUACCAGCAUUGAACACCAGGCAGUUCAGACCAGGUUGCUUGUUAGUGUUAUAGAACUUGGUUACUUUCUUAACAUUUUAGAA